GAGGAGGAGGGAAAGCGGCUGGCUUCCUUUCUCUUGUUUGCGCCUUUUACGCACAAGGACCUGGAACAGCCCAGAGCUUCCGAUUCGCUUCGCUUCUCCUUGUGAGGCCUCCCUGGCUUCCCCUUCUUGGAUCCGGCUUCAAUUCGGAGCCUUUCCCUGGUUGGUAGGGUCGAAGAGAAGGCACAGAUCCAAGGCAGACCAGCGUUGCAUCCAUCCAAGGCCAGGGCGCACGGAGGGACCCUGGACAGCGACUGAGAGAGAGGCCCAAGGGAAUGUGCCUGCCGAUUGCAACACCGCAACUCAUGACUUGCUAAAGGAAACUGGAGUGACCCCGGCUCGGUGUUCGGUUCACCUUCCGCUUUGAGCCUGAGCAUGCAUCGGAAAGGUUACCAGAGAGGAGCAAAGGACUUCUCAGGAAGCAUGGCGGGAUCCUUGUGUUUCCUCCUUGUGUUGCUCUCCUUCCUAGGAUGCAAAAACUUGCGCUCCACCCGACCUGAGCAGGUCCACCUUUCUUACCCAGGAGACCCAAACUCCAUGACGGUCACCUGGACGACCUUUGAUCCCGCGCCAUCCAUUGUCCUCUUUGGCCAGGACCCGGGAGAGGCCUUCAGUCAUGUGGCCAAAGGAAACGCCACGCUCUUUGUGGACGGAGGGAAGUUAGGACGCACCAUGUUCAUCCACAGGGUCACCCUCCGCGACCUGGUGCCGGGACAACGCUAUGUCUACCGUUGUGGAAGUGAGCUGGGCUGGAGCAGAAACUACGUCUUCCAGGCUUUGCUGAACUCCACCGCCUGGAGCCCCCGCUUUGCCGUCUUUGGGGACUUGGGCCUCUUGAACCCUCAAUCCUUGCCUCGGUUGCAGCGCGAGACCGAAAUGGGACUCUAUGACGCAAUUCUGCACGUGGGGGAUUUUGCCUACGACUUCGAUACGAUGGAUGCCCACUUUGGAGAUGCCUUCAUGAGGAAAAUCGAACCCGUGGCAGCAUCAGUGCCGUAUAUGACUUGCCCAGGGAACCACGAGGAGAAAUAUAACUUCUCCAACUACCGCUUUCGCUUCAGCAUGCCUGGGAACACAGAGAGCCUCUGGUACAGCUGGGACAUCGGUCCUGCUCAUAUCGUCUCCUUCUCCACCGAGGUUUACUUCUAUUUGGAUUACGGCCGGGACCUCGUGGCCAAGCAGUUCCAAUGGCUGGAGCAAGAUCUGCAGGAAGCGCAUAAACCGGAGCGGCGCAAGGAGCGCCCUUGGAUCAUAACCAUGGGGCACCGGCCCAUGUACUGCUCCAACAACGAUCGGGACGACUGCACACAGCACGAAAGCAUUGUCCGCUGUGGGCUUGACUCCCACCAGUACGGCUUGGAAGAUUUAUUCUACAAAUAUGGAGUCGAUCUGGAAUUAUGGGCCCACGAACACUCCUACGAGAGGCUCUGGCCGCUCUACAACUACAAGGUCUAUAAUGGCAGCACGGAGGCUCCAUAUACCAAUCCUGGGGCCCCUGUCCAUAUCAUCACUGGAUCGGCCGGUUGCCAAGAACGCCUCGAUCCCUUUGUCCCCGAACCGAGGAACUGGAGCGCUGUGCGGAUCGAAGACUACGGCUUCACUCGGAUGCAGAUCCUGAACCGAACCCACCUUUGGCUGGAGCAAGUGUCUGACGACAAGGACGGGAAGGUCGUCGAUGGGAUUUGGCUCAUCAAAGAGCGGCACGGCCCCGAAGCAUGGCGCACCCGAAAAUGACCCGUUUCUGUGCCUGGGAUUUCCACCUAUUGAUCUCCACUGCAAGAGAUUGCAAGAGAAGAGAUUCUACCGAAAUAUCCGCAAGAAUGUGUUACCUCAAAGGGUCAUGGACACAUGCUCUCUCGUUUUCAAACUGAGUUUGGAUGGCCAUCUGUCGGGAGAGUUUGCAUUGUACUUGGCAGAAAAAAGGGUUGGACUAGAUGACCUUUGGGGGUCCCUUUCAACUCUAUAAUUCUACAUUGAUUUAAGACAGGCUUGAUGUGUGUCAAUUCUCCAUUUCCAAAAUUGCACAAGUAUAUCUUGAUUCAAUGCUAUGGAAUCCUGGGAGUUGUAGUUUGGUAAGGCAGAGAACGGCGGGAGACCUACAGUGCAUUUUCUACGCCGUAUAAUGAAUGUAUUAUGACCCCACUUUGCUCAGUGCUAUGGAUUGCUGGGAGAUGUAGUCUUACUAAGUCCCUGAUCCUUCUCUGCUAAAGAGUGCUACGGAUUCCUGGGAGUUGUAGUUUUACUAAGUCCUCGAGCCUUCUCUGAUAAAGAGUGCUACAGAUUCCUGGGAGCUGUAGUUUUACUAAGUCCCUGAUCCUUCUCUGAUAAAUAGUGCUACAGAUUCCUGGGAGUUGUAGUUUUACUAAGUCACCGAGCCUUCUCUGCUAAAGAGUGCUACGGAUUCCUGGGAGUUGUAGUUUUACUAUGUCCCCGAUCCUUCUCUGCUAAAGAGUGGUACAGAUUCCUGGGAGUUGUAGUUUUACUAAGUACAAAUCCUUCUCUGUUAAGGAGUGCUAUGGAUUUCUGGGAAUUGUAGUUCCACGAAGUCCCGAUUCUUAUUUGCUAAAGAGUGCUAUGGAUUCCUGGGAGUUGUAGUUUUACAAAAUCCCAAGUCUCCUCUGCUAAAGAGUGAUAUUGAACCUUGGGAGUUGUAGUUUUACUAAGCCCUGAGCUGUCCCUGCUAAAGAGUGCUAUGAAUUUCUUGGGACUAGGUCCCAAGGCGUCUCUGUCGAAAAAGUGCUGGUGCCUCACCAAACUACAACUCCCAGGAUUCUGUAUGCACUGAGCCGCGGUGUCUAAAGCGGUGUCAAACCGCAUUUUAUUCUGCAGUGUAGACACACCCUUUGUUGGUAAAGCUGCUGUAAAGAAUGUGAUACAAACCGAAAGAUGACAUUUUCUCAUUGGAUUAAAUGAUUUCAAUCUAGUCCGGCGAUCAAAACCAGAUCAAGGGCGAAUCUUGCUGCCUUCCAGAUCUUUUGGACCGAGGAUCAUUGUUAUUGCUGCUGUUUUUAAAAAUAAAUAAAUAAAUAAAAUAGUUGUUGAUUUAUUCAAAUUUUCUGGCACUUUAGCUACAAUAUUGUGGAGAUAUUUUACUGGGUUGAACCCAACUUUAUUUCAUGGAACAACCACUAUUUGAUGGGAAAAUAAAGCUAUUUCUGCAAAUGGAA
Anolis sagrei ordinatus is the source of this 3164-nucleotide messenger RNA. Lineage: Eukaryota; Metazoa; Chordata; Lepidosauria; Squamata; Anolidae. The record is from RefSeq and is a predicted model, not a curated record.